This is a messenger RNA of Racocetra fulgida, 192 nucleotides long. Lineage: Eukaryota; Fungi; Glomeromycota; Glomeromycetes; Diversisporales; Gigasporaceae. The record is from the annotation of a GenBank genome assembly.
CUACAAAAAGAAGGAUUAGGGGAACUUGAUCAGGCUGCUGCACUUACUACAGAUGAAAAUUUUCAAGUUUUAGAUCAUGAAUCUAUGUCGAUAAAUGAUAACGAGAGUGCUCUGAAGCGUAAUAAAUAUGGAAAAUCAUCUGCAAGAAAAUUACCGAUUCCUCUAGACAAUUCAAACAAUCGCUUCAAACCC